Molecule: messenger RNA, 1176 nt
Organism: Paramecium octaurelia
Lineage: Eukaryota; Ciliophora; Oligohymenophorea; Peniculida; Parameciidae
Source: the annotation of a GenBank genome assembly
AUGCAAUUAUUGAGAAGAGUGUAUCAAUUUGGCUCAACAAAACACAGAUUUGCUUCAGAUAUUAAAAGCACAAAUAGACAGAAAAUGAACUUGUUUCAAGCAAUUAACAAUGCUCUUGAUAUAGAAUUAGGAGCAAAUCCAAAGUACGUCAUAAUAUAUAAGAAAGGGCAUUAUUAUUUGGAGAAGAUGUUAAAUUCGGAGGUGUUUUUCGAUGCUCAUAAGGGCUGAAUGAAAAGUACGGCACUGAUAGAGUAUUCAACACUCCAUUGUGCGAACAAGUAAGAAGGAAUUAAAAUAUUUAGGGAAUCGGUGCUUUUGGGAUUGGAUUGGCAAGUGUAGGAUACACAGCAAUAGCAGAAAUUUAGUUUGGUGAUUACAUCUUCCCAGCGUUCGAUUAGAUAGUCAAUGAGGCAGCUAAAUUCAGAUAUAGAUCCGGGAAUCAAUUCGAUUGUGGAAGUUUGACAAUUAGAUCUACUUGGGGAGCAGUAGGUCAUGGGUAAGAAUAAGAGUGUACAAUUUAGUGCCUUAUAUCAUUCGUAAUCUCCAGAGGCUUACUUUGCUCAUACUCCAGGAUUAAAGGUAGUAGUACCUAGAGAUCCAAUACAAGCAAAGGGAUUGUUGCUUGCAUCGAUAAGAGAUAAGAAUCCAGUAAUAUUUUUUGAGCCCAAGGCAUUAUAUCGUAAUGCUGAGGAUGAAGUUCCUUUGGAUGAUUUUGAAGUAUGAUGAAAAUGGAAUGAAUUUUAGUUGGAGUUAUCCAAAGCCGAAGUGGUUCAAUAAGGGAAGCACAUCACAUUGAUUGGAUAUGGAACAUAAAUAAGAGUGUUGAAGGAGGCAGCUAAGUUGGCAGAAAAGGAUGGAGUAAGUUGUGAGAUAAUUGAUUUAUAAACAAUAUAUCCAUAUGAUGGUUAGACUCUAGUGGAUUCAGUGAAGAAGACUGGAAGGUAUUGAAUUGAUGGAUGAAAUAGAUGCAUAAUAUCACACGAAGCCCCUUAGACAUGUGGCAUGGGAGCUGAAUUAAGUGCUUUUAUUUAAGAGAAGUGUUUCUUGCAUUUGGAAGCACCAAUAAAAAGAGUGACAGGCUAUGACACACCAUUUCCAUUAGUUCAUGAACCAAUUUAUUUGCCAGACAAGUUUAAAAUUUACGAGGCAAUAAAACAGAGUGUAAAUUAUUGAUAA